AGGAGAAGUAUAUGAUACAUGUUCGACAAAUCUACGUUUCUAUUGGUCAGUUCUGAUUCUGUCAAUAAAUUAACUAGUGCGAUAUGUAAGAUCAAAAAGCAUGAGUAGUAUUCGAUUCUGCUAUGAAUAGGAGAAAACUGACAAAGCUGACAGAUGGAGUUUCGUAAAACCGUGAAAGUUAGUGAGCAAUAAUGAUGGUGAAUUGUUGUGGGAUGAGUUAAAAAGAUGGCGAGCUGUCAUCAAUAAGCGCAUUUUUUGUCUAAGAAGGGAACGUCACAAAUGCUUCGUAAAAAGUAUCAUUCGUCGAAAAGACAGAACAAUGGAACUCUUUCGUACUGACACACAUUUUAUUUUCGUAAAAGAGAGGCACAGUUUGUGGUGCGACAAAAAUACGGGCCAAUUUUCUGCUAAAUCCGAUUGGGAAUGGGCGUCACCAAAAGAUUUAGAAUGUCUUGGAAUGUUUUAUGGAAUAGUAGGAAAAAUAGAUCAACCAUCAGUAUUAGAACCACGUUUGAUGCUUAUAAAAGAAGUUUCUGUGGCCGGAGAAUUAUAUGGCGGUCAUAUAGUACACAGAAUCAAAUCGAUUGCAUUCUUACAUAUUGGGACAGAUAACACAGAUAUUGGAUUACUUCCCUGUAAGAAACAUCAGCAUUUACCAAAGAAAAAAGGAACUAGUGGAUUAUUUGAAGUGCCGCAGAAAGCUGCAUUUGCUAAAACAUGGGGCACUAUAAAAAGUGCCACAAAUACUAUUAAAAAUACCACUCAACAAGCUGCUGCUCUUGCGACAUCACAGGUCAAGUCUACAGUAAAUAAACGAAGCGGAGUUAAAGAUAAAGAAAAAUUUGAGAAAAGAAUCUUAGAAGAAUUGAAUAAAAUUUUUACAGAGACCGAUUCUUUUUUUUAUUGCGAAACUGGAGACAUCACCAAUAGUCUACAACGAUUAUGCGUAGCCGAAAUUGAAGAAACUAAAAGCAAUCGAUUUAAACCACUGUGGCAACGAGUAGAUGAUAGAUUUUUUUGGAAUAAACAUAUGUUACAAGAUAUAAUUAAUUUGAAAACAGACAAAGCAGACUGUUGGAUAUUACCAGUCAUUCAAGGAUAUAUCCAAAUAGAAAAGUGCAAAGUUGAAGGAUUCUAUGAUCAACCACAACAUGAAAUAUUUAAUUUAGCUAUUAUAUCAAGAAGGAGCAGAUUCCGUGCUGGCACUAGGUAUAAAAGACGCGGCGUUGAUGAUCAAGGUAAAUGUGCCAAUUAUGUUGAAACUGAGCAAUUGGUUUGGUAUCAUGAUCAUCAGGUAUCUUUUGUACAAGUACGAGGAAGUGUACCGGUUUAUUGGUCUCAACCUGGAUAUAAAUAUAAACCACCUCCACGAAUAGACAAAGAUGAAGCAGAAACACAGGUUACAUUUGAAAAACAUUUUGGUGAAGAACUUGAUUUAUAUGGUCCAAUAUGUAUUGUUAAUCUAGUUGAGCAAACAGGAAAAGAGAAGAUAAUUUGGGAGGCUUACAGUAAUCAUAUUCUUAAGUACAAUCAUUCUGAUAUUACAUAUACAACUUUUGAUUUUCACGAGUAUUGCCGUGGUAUGCACUUUGAAAAUGUUUCUAUUCUAAUCGAUGCACUCGAUGCAGUAUUAACGAAUAUGAGUUACUGUUGGCGCGAUAAAGAAGGUACAAUUUGCAUGCAGAAAGGAAUUUUUCGUGUAAACUGCAUCGAUUGUUUAGACAGAACUAACGUGGUACAAACAGCUAUUGGUAAAGCUGUAAUGGAAAUGCAAUUUUCAAAACUUGGUUUAAUACCACCUGAUGGAACUUUACCUACAAACAUUAGACAAACUUUUCAAUUACUUUGGGCUAACAAUGGUGACAUAAUCAGUAAACAAUAUGCUGGGACAAAUGCUUUAAAGGGAGAUUAUACGAGAACAGGAGAAAGAAAAUUCACGGGAUUAAUGAAAGAUGGCAUGAACUCCGCAAAUAGAUAUUUUCAACAACACUUUAUGGACGACUUACGGCAGGCAGCAAUAGAAACUUUGCUAGGAAAUCCAAUCGACGUUGAUCAACUGAAUAACGAUUGGUCACAUUAUUUAGACAUCCUUGAUAACUGCUGCCUUGAACUUAUUCCUACGAAACCACCAAAUAUAGAGCUUCAACUUGCUACACAUCCUGAAUUUCUUUAUGCCACUGCUAUGUGUAAUUUAGCAAGAUAUUAUCUUAAUCGCUUCAAAGAUGUCUAUAGACAAGCUACAAUCGAUAUGAUGUUAGGAAAUGCAUUAAGUGAAGAAGUAUUUCAAGAACGUACAGAAGAAGAAGAUAAUGCUGCAACAGCAAUUCACGUGAAAUUAUUGAUUGAAGAUUGUAAAAAAUUAUUGAUACCUGAUCCCGAAGUUAUUCUUGGAAGUUGGGGACUUAUUGAUGCUGAUCCCGUAACUGGAGAUCCCACUGAAACCGAAAUGGAUACUAUUCUUAUAUUAACUCGAGAUAGCUAUUAUGUAGCGGAUUAUGACGACCAAAUUGAUAAAGUAACGAAUUACCAAAGAGUUCCGCUAUCCGAUGUAAUUCUUAUUGAAUUUGGCCAACCGGAAAAUAUAGUUUCUAUUUUUAAGAACAAACAUUACCAUUGUAUUAGAAUUAGCUAUAAGAUGGGUACAGAGUAUGGUUACUUUCACAUGUUUCGCAGUACGAACUUAAGAUUUUUUAACAACAUGGCUGUUGUAAUAAAAACUGCUGAAGAAAGCAUAGAAUCCUUAAAAGCAAUUUGUGAAGCUAUUUCAGUAGCAAUGGAAAUAGCUGGUUUACCAAAAGUACCUGUGGCAAUGAACAUAACAUUAGAUAAACGAAAGAGCAAAUUAGUUAACGUUAAAGGCUCUACAGGACUUUUAGAUAUUUCCUCUCUUCCUGAGUUAACCAGAAAUGUUUCUGAAACGCAACUAUUAGCUCUCAAAAGUGCAGGUACAAAGGCACUAAGUAAUAUGUCAGAACAGUUCAGUAAACUUAAUAAAUUAAGUCAUAGCUUUAGCACGAAGAAACCGAUCGACAUAGCAAGAAGUAUAAGAUCAAGAAAAUCUAUUACAUCGUUAAAACCAAUUUUUACUGUUGGUGACAGAGAUAUUUCUGGAAAUAUUAGUAAAAAACGUGGCGAAAAUAGUAGCAGUAGCGAUGAAGAUGAAAAUAUUGAAAUGACUCGCAUUCAUACGGAACAAACAAAAAACUUUUCUCAUGACAAAAAAUUAAUGGAAGCUUAUAGUCCGUCGAUUGGAAUCAUAAUGGGUGUUAAAGAUUCUGAUAUAGUAAAUAAUAGCGCUUCUGAUAAUUAUUUAGCACAAGCAGAUAUAGAUAAAAAUAAUGUAUUGUCUUCUGAUAUUAAAAAAUCUGAAUUGUAUCUAAUGCCGCAAAGUGAGUCUGGUAGUUCUCUUAGUGCUUCGCCACAGAAAACUACGGCAACGACACCAGAAAUAACUAUCCAGGACGUAGCAGAUGUUUUAAAUGAAGAAAAAGAUAGAAUGAUGCAUCCAACGUCAUUGAGUCUUUCUAAAAAUAUAAGCCAGUCAACAGGAAAAGUAGACAGCAAAGCAAAUUUAAAUAACUUAAAGAGUAGUACUUUGUUAAUAGAUAAUAAGUUACAAGAUAAAAAGAGAUCAACAUCUGAACAAGAUCUGACAUUAAAUAUUACCUCGUCACAAAGCGAAUCAGCCCUGAAAUCGAUAAAGACUAGCAUUACAGAUGUCACAAGUCCAGUUGCAGCUACUGCCAAAGAUAUUCUAUCGCCCUUUUCAAAGUUCGCUAAAGGUGUACAAACACUUGGAGCUAAUUUAGAUCCAAGGAAAUUAAAAUCGGGUCAAAUGGGAAAUUUAUCGGACCAUCAUCUGGAAGAACGCCAAAAACUUCAAGAGAAAUGGGGUUCUUGCAAAUCUACACUGAUCGCUUUAUAAAUUAUUGUGGCAUAACUGUAAGUAUAUUAUAUUGAGCAACAUGAUAAUAAUGCUGUAAAUAGAGUAACAACAAAAAAAAGAAAAAGAAAUAAAUUGAAAUGGAAUAUGAAUUAAAAAAUUAUAAACUUAGAGCUAAAGAAAAAAAAAUUAUAAAAAUUAUGUUAUCACCAUGUUGCUGAAGCAGGUAAUAAGGAAAUUUGAAGAAAAAAAAAAAGUAUAUUUUUUACUUUUAUGAAAAAUUGCCCUACCAAAUUAUGUGGUCAAUAUUUUAUACACAACAACAACAACAACCUGAGUUUAUUGUAUAAUAGAAAUAUCUAUUAUUUUUCAAAAAAGGAAUUAUGGGAUUUUAUGUUUUAGUUCGAACUAUACGCGAAGUUGAAUACUUAAAUGUGAAAUGCUUUUGGCAUAUUUAUACAGAAUUUAUACUCAAUAUAAGAAUUACUCUUAUGAGAUUACUGUUAGUACUGUGUUCAAUCUUGCAACGUUUAAUUAGAUUGUGAGAUAAAAAUAUAUAUUAUCCGAGUAGGUAUACAGUAGAAUUUUAAUUAUUCGUUGGUUUAUAAUAAGUUUUAAUACCCAACGAUGAAAAUUUCAAGUAAAUCGUUGUAUUUAUAAUUAAGGAUAAAUCAUUGAUCUUUGAUCUUCUCGAAGAAUGACUUUCAAAAAGUUCUUUUUUGUAUUGUAAUAUUUAUAAUAAUAACAUUCUUAUUUUCAUUGAAUACGAAUAAUCGGGAUUCUACUGUAUUUGGAAAGUGAGAUUUGAAUAAGAUUUUUUUUUUAACUCAGCUUCUUGCUGCAUAAUUAAAUUUUUCCACAAAAUUUAAGCACUGUUGCCUUGCUCGUUGAUAUUGAUAGUUAUAUUCAUUAUAGUUAUAUUCAGUAAAAGAAUGGUUUAUUGAUAAACGUUUGUGAGCACACUUUAGAGGGGAAAAGUUUUUUUAUACAGCAAGUUGGAUAAAGAAGCUUUUUAGUCAAUUAUGUAAAUAUAGAAAUUGAUAUGAAUGUAGUAUAGAAAAAUUGCGAAAUAUUAAUACAGAUGACACACAGUAGUAUAUUAAUCAAUGAUAUCAGUAAUAAUAAUAUUGAAUAUAAUAAUUGAUGAAGCAUCGUAGCGUUAGAUGUGAGUUACAUAGAAUUAUCGAAAUAUUUAUUGAUCAUUUUGAAUAUUGAUAUACUCGUGACUUUUAUUAAAUAUUAUUUUUUAAAACUUAUAUAAAACUGUGCUCAGUUUUAUUCUCAGUAUAUCCAGAGUAUUGUAAUCUCGAUUUUAAAGUACAGAAAAAAAGAUCUAAUUAAGUUGAUAUAGUUAAAUGGUGUGAUUAGAUAUAUAGACAUGCACGAUUAAGGAGAUUGAUAAAAGAUGCUUGCUUUUCAAUGUUGAAUUUUCAAUUGAAAUUUUUUUUUUUUCUUUUUUCUUUUUAAAAAGUGUCGUCUAUACAUCUCGCAAUCUUAGAAACUGCAGUAUUGAUUUAGUAUUGCUGCUGUAUUGCAGACAACAUGACUUACAAGGAAACUCUAUAAUUUAUAAAUAUGUUAUAUAACAAAGAGGAGCAUUAAUUAUAGUAAAAUAGAGCAAUUAAUAUUUUAUUAAGAAAGAAAAAUAGAUCGUAUAAAUUCACAUCAGUAUAAGUUUGUAAUCAUUAUAAUCAGUAUAAGUUCAUAUGAUUAAUUAUGUACUUUGUAAAUAUUAUUAGAGCAAUUAUUGACAAUUCUUAUAAAUUUUUCACACGAAAAAGUAUUUAAAAAUAUAAGUAUACGUUGUCCUUAUAUAUAACACACUUGUUUUAGUCACGAACAAUAGUCUGUGAUACAUUUUUGCAGAUUGAAUAUAGUUUGUAAAGAAAAUUGUAAAUCUUGUAGAUCACGUAGUGAUUUUUUAGAAUAGAGUAUUGUGAGAACUGUUUUCUAAUACUUUAGAGUACACAAAAAUUAUAAUUGUAUAAAAAUACCAGAACCGUAAUCCAUUCCAAACAAAAUUUACCUUUAUUGGCUAAACUUUCGAAUUGUAUUUCUUCGAUUAUCGGAUAUGAUAAUUCAAUCAAGCUUUAUAUAUGUGGAUGCAAUGUAAGAACCAGUUCAAAUUCAGUCAUGUGUGUUAUAAAUAUAGUAGCCAAUAGAGGCUUUGCCUUACAUAUGUAUAUUCAAGAAACAUGUUCUCGAAAGAUUACAAAAAAAAAAAGAAAUAAAACUUACACAUAUAUGCCAAAUAACGCAAAAUGACACUUGUAGAUGACGUAACAAUAAAAAGCAUCGUCAAUA
Vespula vulgaris is the source of this 6187-nucleotide messenger RNA. RefSeq names its product phosphatidylinositide phosphatase SAC2 (gene sp3). Gene Ontology annotation, biological process: regulation of endocytic recycling; phosphatidylinositol dephosphorylation. Lineage: Eukaryota; Metazoa; Arthropoda; Insecta; Hymenoptera; Vespidae. Bases 320 to 3925 code for a protein of 1201 amino acids. The record is from RefSeq and is a predicted model, not a curated record. Gene Ontology annotation, molecular function: phosphatidylinositol-4-phosphate phosphatase activity. Gene Ontology annotation, cellular component: clathrin-coated endocytic vesicle; early endosome. The transcript has 13 exons.